Rosa chinensis is the source of this 1697-nucleotide messenger RNA. RefSeq names its product beta-glucosidase 12. Gene Ontology annotation, biological process: carbohydrate metabolic process. The record is from RefSeq and is a predicted model, not a curated record. The transcript is spliced from 13 exons. NCBI's taxonomy places the organism in Eukaryota, Viridiplantae, Streptophyta, Magnoliopsida, Rosales, Rosaceae. Gene Ontology annotation, molecular function: beta-glucosidase activity. Bases 30 to 1568 code for a protein of 512 amino acids.
AUAGAGCCAGAAAACAUAGUCGAUCAGUUAUGGCACUUCAAGGCACUCUCAUCUCUGCAAUCAUACUUGUUUUUAGCUGUGCAGUGGCAACUAGUAUAGCUACCGCCCCAAGCCAUUACGACGUUGCUUCCAUCAACCGGAGCACCUUUCCGGCAGGUUUCAUAUUUGGGACAGCUUCUUCAGCUUACCAGUUCGAAGGUGCUGCAAAAGAAGAUGGAAGAGGACCAAGCAUAUGGGACACAUACACUCACAAAAUUCCAGAUAAGAUAAAAGACCGCAGCACUGGAGAUGUCGCUAUUGAUGCAUAUCACCGCUACAAGGAGGAUGUUGGCAUCAUGAAAAAUAUGGGUUUUGAUGCUUACAGAUUCUCCAUCUCGUGGUCUAGAUUGUUACCAAAUGGAACGCUAAGAGGGGGUGUGAAUAAGGAAGGAAUCAAAUAUUACAACAACCUCAUAAACGAGCUUCUAGCCAAUGGUCUAAAGCCCUUUGUCACACUCUUCCAUUGGGAUCUUCCCCAAGCUUUAGAAGAUGAAUACGGUGGCUUCUUAAGCCCUCAAAUUGUAAACCAUUUUCAAGACUACGCAGAGCUAUGCUUCAAGGAAUUUGGUGAUAGAGUUAAGGACUGGAUCACAUUAAACGAGCCCUGGAGCUACGCCAAUGGUGGUUAUGUAAUUGGGACGUUUGCACCAUGCCGAUGUUCUGAAUGGCAAAACCUAAAUUGCACCGGUGGAAAUUCAGGAACAGAGCCAUAUUUGGUCUCACACUACCAGCUUCUAGCUCACGCAGCAGCCGUAAAGUUAUACAAGGAGAAGUAUCAGGCUGAUCAGAAGGGUGUGAUAGGGAUAACAAUACUGUCGCACUGGUUUGUGCCCUUUUCUGAUGCCAAGCACCAUGAAGAAGCUGCUCUACGAGCAUUGGAUUUUAUGUUUGGAUGGUAUAUGGAUCCCUUAACAAACGGUGAAUAUCCGCACAGCAUGAGAUCUCUUGUUGGAGAUCGAUUACCCAAGUUCACUAAAGAGCAAUCCAAGAUGUUAAAAGGUUCAUUUGAUUUUCUGGGAUUGAAUUACUACACCGCUAACUAUGCUACUUAUGCACCUCAUCUCAAGAAUGCUGCAAACCCUAGCUACUUUACAGAUGCUGUCGCUACUGUUUCCACCGAGCGUAAUGGUAUUCCUAUUGGUCAAAAGGCUGCUUCAGAUUGGCUCUAUGUUUAUCCAGAAGGAAUUCGAGAUCUAUUGCUUUACACGAAGGAAAAGUACAAUAAUCCACUUAUUUACAUCACUGAAAAUGGAAGGGAUGAGCACAAUGAUCCCAAAUUAUCACUUGAGGAAGUCCUAGCCGAUACUCACCGAAUCGACUUUUACUAUCGACAUCUUUAUUAUCUUCAUGAAGCGAUCAAGGAUGGCGUUAACGUGAAGGGAUAUUUUGCUUGGUCUUUGUUUGACAACUUCGAAUGGAAUAUGGGUUACAGUGUUAGGUUUGGCAUCAACUAUGUGGAUUACAAUGAUGGGCUUAAAAGAUACCCUAAACUCUCAGCACACUGGUUCAAGAAUUUUCUUGAAAAUUAGUGAAGACGUGAUCAUACGCAAUAAUGGAUUAAUAAACAAACAAUCUUUGUGUAUGUACCUAUAUGUUCCUCUCAAUAAAAAAUAUUUAAAAAAAGUGCAUAGUUUACGUACUUUUUUCUCUUGCCAAUA